Messenger RNA from Psylliodes chrysocephalus, 408 nucleotides. Lineage: Eukaryota; Metazoa; Arthropoda; Insecta; Coleoptera; Chrysomelidae. The record is from the annotation of a GenBank genome assembly.
AUGUCUAAAUCCAAUUUCGGGAAUACAAAUGACGGAAAUACUAGCGGAAGGUUCUUUGAGAAUCCCACAUUAGCUGCAGAAAUAACUGGCAUUAGCUAUGAACUGAUAUACAGACUAAAAGUCAUAUUGGAAGCAAUUUCAAGCGGAUUUAAAAUUGAUCCGGUAAAUUAUGAAAUAUAUGCUUCAGAAACUGCUCGACUUUAUGUUAAGUUAUAUGAUUGGCAUCCUAUGACGCCAACAAUGCACAAGAUUUUAGUGCAUGGUGCAGUCAUUAUUGAAAAGGCAUUGUUACCAAUCGCAAUAAACAUUUCAGAAGUUACCGACAAGAUUUUGCGAGGAAAUUUUCCAGGGAAAGUUGUAAUCAGGACAUUUUUAAUCGCCUUCUGCUUGGUUCAGAUCCUGUGCUAA